AUGAAUAAGAAAACAAGGAAGAUAUCCAAGUUUAAAAAGGAAAUCAGAGAAGAGUUAGCUCCUCAUUUUAGGAAUUGUGAUCCUAUCAUUACUAAGGAUAGCGGAAAAUUGCUGCAACUCGAUGUUAAUACAGCAGAUUAUGCUCGUACAGGUUUCACACCUGGUUGGGAUCAGCUUGAUCUCAAUCAACAUGUGAACCAUGUUCCGUACAUUAACUGGAUUCUUAAGAUACUUAAUGCCAUGCCACGUUGUGUUUCCUACUCUUCACGACAAGCCAUUACUCAAGUUUUGAUGCAUUUACCAAGUUUUGAUUCUUCCCGCUCUUUCGUAGAACAUCACGAGCUUUCUGUUAUAACUAUGGAGUCCUGGAAGGAGUGCAACACAGAUAGCGUACAGCAUUCUCUAGCUAAAAUUGUUAAAAGUGGCGUCUGUUAUGAUAAUAAUAGUAAUAAUGUUAUAGAGUUGGAGCACUUGAUCCUCCAGAAGAAUGGAUCCGAAAUUGCUAGGGUAAGCACCAUUUGGAAGCCAAUAGAGAUUCCAGCAGAAACUGCUAGCCAGCAUGACUAA
Molecule: messenger RNA, 567 nt
Organism: Hevea brasiliensis (rubber tree)
Lineage: Eukaryota; Viridiplantae; Streptophyta; Magnoliopsida; Malpighiales; Euphorbiaceae
Product: palmitoyl-acyl carrier protein thioesterase, chloroplastic-like
Exons: 3
Coding region: 1-567 (188 amino acids)
Biological process (GO): fatty acid biosynthetic process
Molecular function (GO): fatty acyl-[ACP] hydrolase activity; acyl carrier activity
Source: RefSeq, a predicted model, not a curated record